Messenger RNA from Parasteatoda tepidariorum (common house spider), 2131 nucleotides. The record is from RefSeq and is a predicted model, not a curated record. Lineage: Eukaryota; Metazoa; Arthropoda; Arachnida; Araneae; Theridiidae.
AUUGACAUAAUAGAUGAUACAUUCACAUAUUAGAUGAUACAUUCACAUAUUAGAUGAUACAUUUUCAAAGAGCUACGUCUAUGUUGCAAAAAAAUAUUUUCAAUUUAAAAGCUAACAUGCUUAAAAUCUUGUUCAUUCUUAAAUGUGUGUAUUCUUUUUUCAAUUUAUGUGUGAUGUGCUUUAAAGCAUAUUUUAUCACAGAAUAAAUAAGGAUAACUUUAAUGAAGAAAACAUAGUUGAAAUACUAAUACGUAUUGCUUUUAUUCAAUAAUUUUCGAAAUUUAACAAAAUAUUUUAAUAGAUAUUGUAAUAGAAGAAAUCUUAAUGAAUUCCAGGAAGAGCGGGAGAUUCAUUGUCCAUACAGCCAUUUUCUUUUCCCAAUCAUUCUAUUGUUGGAAAACGAGUCAAUGCUAUCUGCGCCAUUCAAGACACCUACAGAGGCCAAAUGGAGUUCAAAUGGCUCCACAACGGUAAAGAGUUAGUAAAGGGUUCGAAUGUUGAAAUAAGAUCUCUGCAAGAUCUCUCCACUUUAGUCAUUAACCCUUUAACGGAAGCUGAUUCUGGUAACUAUUCCUGCAUUGUUAACAGCCGUGGUUUGUCAUCAAGUUAUCACACAUUCUUGGAAGUCUUAAUUCCUCCAACAUGGAAGGAAGUUCCACGUGACAUUGAUUCUUUAAGUGGUGAUACAGUUCAUUUAAACUGUAAAGGUUCUGGAAUACCUCAACCUACUACAUCAUGGUCUAAAUCGUCAGGGGAAAAUAAUGAUUUUAAUCAUAUGUUGGAAUCUAAAGAUAUCGUCACGUUUCAGAAUGGAACUUUAGUUAUACAUUCGAUUACAAGAGAAGACGGUGGAUUGUAUAGAUGCAAUGUUUCCAAUGGAAUAGGAACUCCUCUUAUUAAAACAGUUGCUAUCAAAGUUAUAGUUCCUCCAACAUGGAAGGAAGUUCCACGUGACAUUGAUUCUUUAAGUGGUGAUACAGUUCAUUUAAACUGUAAAGGUUCUGGAAUACCUCAACCUACUACAUCAUGGUCUAAAUCGUCAGGGGAGAAUAAUGAUUUUAUUCAUAUGCUGGAAUCUAAAGAUAUCGACACGUUUCAGAAUGGAACUUUAGUUAUACAUUCGAUUACAAGAGAAGACGGUGGAUUGUAUAGAUGCAAUGUAUCCAAUGGAAUAGGAACUCCUCUUAUUAAAACAGUUGCUAUCAAAGUUAUAGAUGCACUGAAAAUCCAACCGUUUUCGUUUCCUCCUCAAUCUGCAAUCGGUCAGCGAGUGAGUGUCACGUGCACGCCGUUGCAGGGAGAAAAAAUAGAAUUCAAAUGGUUGCACAACGGCUUGGAAAUCAUGAACGGAAGACAAAAUGUGAACAUUGCCUCCUUGCCUUUGUUUUCCAACCUCAUCAUCAAUUCUUUAACUCCGGAGGAUAGUGGCAACUACACUUGUGUUGUCCACAGCAAAGGAUUUAAGGGGAGUUACACAACAACAUUGGAUGUCUUGAGUACGUCAUUAAAGCAUCUAUGGCAUCACUUGAUUCUUUUUUUUUCAGAUGCACUGAAAAUCCAACCGUUUUCGUUUCCUCCUAGAUCUGCAAUCGGUCAGAGAGUGAGUGUCACGUGCACCCCGUUGCAGGGAGAAAAAAUAGAAUUCAAAUGGUUGCACAAUGGGUUGGACAUCAUGAGCAGAAGACAAAAUGUGAACAUUGCCUCCUUACCUCUGGUCUCCAACCUCAUCAUCAAUUCUUUAACUCCGGAGGAUAGUGGCAACUACACUUGUGUUGUCCACAGCAAAGGUUUUAAGGGGAGUUACACAACAACAUUGGAUGUCUUGAUACCCCCUUCUUGGAUAUCCGUGCCAACAGACACUGAUGCAAUUAGUGGCUCUUCCCUCAAUCUCCAUUGCAAUGGUAGUGGAAAACCAGUGCCUGCAAUCACGUGGUCGAAAUCAAAAAGUGACAGUUCCGAUUUCACUUCUUUGCUUGGAAUCUCCGAAACGAAAGUUCGUCCGAAUGGAAAUUUGCAUAUUGAAAACAUCCAAAAAGAAGAUGAAGGAAUGUAUAAGUGUAAUGUAUCUAACGGUAUAGGAAACUCCCUCAUUAAAACAAUAAUGGUCAAGGUUAUAGGUAAUAUAUUUUAA